AUGCAGCAAGCUGACGAAAAUGCAGUCCUCAAAAAACUAGUCGAAGAGCGCAAAGAAUUUUACCUCAGAAAAUACUGUUCCUCUUUCGAGCCAGAAUAUGACCACUACACAAUAAAAACUCGGCCUCCUCACUAUGUGUAUAAUUUCCGACUGAAUUAUUAUAGAAGGUCCAGAGAAGAAGAAUUAAGAGACGAAGCAAUGAGAGCAGCCAGACUUAAAUGUCACCAGACUGCCAAUGAUUUUUCUAAAUGCUCAGUCGCGAACCCAUUCAAUGAGCCUACAAUGUGCAAAGAGCUAUAUCAGAAAAUGAAACUUUGCUUUCGACAAGAGUUUGAAGUAGAAAUGGAUAAGAGAAGAAGAGAUAUGGAAAGAAACACUGAGUGGUGAUGGAAAAAUAUUUAUGAUGAAGAUGGAGAGGUAGGGGAACAAGCUAAAGAUCCACCUUAUACUUAUGUCGAAAAAGUUGGAGAUGCAGUCGAGUGGCUUAUGAAUAAAAUGGAUGGAGUGUUUUAUAGGCACGAUAAAUAA
Molecule: messenger RNA, 528 nt
Organism: Blepharisma stoltei
Lineage: Eukaryota; Ciliophora; Heterotrichea; Heterotrichida; Blepharismidae
Source: the annotation of a GenBank genome assembly